Myotis davidii is the source of this 2379-nucleotide messenger RNA. RefSeq names its product zinc finger, AN1-type domain 3 (gene ZFAND3). Bases 1 to 432 code for a protein of 143 amino acids. The transcript has 4 exons. The record is from RefSeq and is a predicted model, not a curated record. Lineage: Eukaryota; Metazoa; Chordata; Mammalia; Chiroptera; Vespertilionidae.
AUGAACCUCUGUUCCAAAUGCUUUGCUGAUUUUCAAAAGAAACAACCAGACGAUGAUUCCACUCCAAGUACAAGUAACAGCCAAUCAGAUUUGUUUUCUGAAGAGACCACCAGUGACAACAACAAUACCUCUAUAACCACGCCAACUCUUAGUCCCAGCCAGCAGCCGCUUCCGACAGAACUGAAUGUAACUUCACCAAGUAAAGAGGAGUGUGGGCCAUGCACAGACACAGCUCAUGUCUCGUUAAUCACACCAACCAAAAGAUCCUGUGGUACAGGUUACGUGUUCUGUAUGUUACAUCGCCUCCCCGAGCAGCAUGACUGUACGUUUGACCACAUGGGCCGAGGCCGAGAGGAAGCCAUCAUGAAAAUGGUGAAACUGGACCGGAAAGUGGGGCGCUCCUGCCAGCGCAUCGGGGAGGGGUGCUCGUGAAGGCCGCCGCGGCCGCCCGUGACGCUGUUCUUAGUUCACGGAUGUUAGCCUUAUUAGGACAGAGUCAGCCAGACACCUUUCCCGGGCACGCGUCAGGCCACAGCCAGCCCGUUUCCUUCCUUUAGCCGGCCAUCCUGGUACUGUAGUUUAGGGGUUGAUGGUGGUUGGAAUUGAUUUCUGGCUGGUUACUAAGGUGCCUGCUAGCCAUUGUAUAAAAUUAAAACAUGAAGAAUAUUUUUUGAGCAUGGCUAGUGGAUUUAAAACAACACACACCUGUCACUGCUGGAGUCAAACUUACAAAAAGCCUUAAGCGGAAAGGGUUCCAGGCGGAGACUCUGAGUUAGUCGAGGAGUAGAAGCUGGUGUUCAGUCCCCACACCGCACACGGCUCUGCCAAAACUCUGGUUCAUGUCCGGCCUUUCACCUCCUCACUUAUCCUUAGUCCCAGCAGCAGGGUGCCUGGAGGCCACGCUGCCUUGGCCACAGGAGGCUGCUGAGAUCUGCCACGUGCUCGGCUGGGUGGUGGCCUCGCUCUCCCACCGAGCACAUUGGGUGGGGGAGCAGGUUCUUAGGAAAAUCUUCACAAAAUUUUUUACCUGACUUGUUAUGAAAAAACUCAUCACAUGAGAAGAGAAACAGUAACCUCCCUUUGAAAAUUAGCUCCACUCAAGUCUAGUCCGUCCACGAGAACCACCUUUCUACACAGGACCAGGCACGAGAGGCCGCCGGGGCCGCCCGACCCCCGGCUCCGGUGUGCCACUUGCCAAGUACAGGGCCUGGCAGUUGAUCACAUGAGGCUGAUUGCAGCGCAGCAGUGCGGCUGGGUCCUCAUCGGCCUCUGCAGCCCGAGUUCUCUAUUGGGGGUUUUUUAAUGACGUUUCAUAGCCCACAGGAGCCCCUGGGAAGCUGCUGCCCAGACUCUGCCCCUUCCAGCAGGAGCCUGCUUGGCCCCAAGGGUCAAGGGGAGGAUGGCCUCGCCCCGUCUGCAGCCCUGUCAUCCAGGGACAAGAGUCCACACCUGCCACACAGCAGGGUUAGUGAGGGAGGCAGCGUGUGCCGCGGGGCAGCGGUGUGUUGUGUACAACUGUGGUUCGUGGCCGGGGCCAGGCUCCGAGGGAGACAUUGGCUCAGCAGGUGGGGGCACCUUGCUCAGCCUGUGCCUCGUCACAUGGGCAGACAGUGCAGUAGCUCGGGCGGGUGGGGAAGCGGGUGGGCCUGUUUUCCCACGUUAGGAAUCAUACCAGCCGGGUGGGGGAGGGUGGCAGACAGGAUAAGCCGAGCAGGUGUGCGUGGCCCAGAGCCCCUGUCACCCAGGCGGUGAGAGCCGAACGCUCCUGCAGGGGCAGUUUGGAUCUGUCCGCCCGCAGGCUGUGGGAAGUUUAACCCAGCAACUUGCCCUUUCGUACCACAAGCAGGUCAGCUCUGUCUGCCAAGUAAUACCUGCAACUGGGAAUGUUCUUUGGUCCAGAAUCCGAAAUAUGAAUCCGCUGCAAAAUCUCCAGCCUUAAUUCUUGCUUCAGGACCCAGACCGGUGUCUUGCUCUAGGGCAGCCCAGGGCAGAGGGGCCGGGUCUGCCCACGUUUACCACUGUUGUCAGGCCACGGCCUCCGGCCAGUCCCACCAUCCUCAGUGAGCUGGCCUCGGCCCACCACGCUCUGCUCCCUCAGAGGCCCCGAGCGCCCCCCCUCCUCAGGCCCCACCGGCUGCUGCUUGGAGGCAGCGAUGGGGAGCCCAGCACACAGGCUCGGCCUCACUUCCUGGGGGCGGGGUGGGGGCGCUUGUUCCCUGCAGUAUCUGUUCUGUGAAGUUUGUUAAAUGUAAGGAAAGCUUAAAUUCUUGUAUCUUUAAAGAGAAAUCUUAUUUAACCCUUUGUGUUCUAGAUUUACUUACACAGCCUAGAGCUCGGUUUUAGUUUUAACAUUGUGAAAAUAUUAAAAGACUUGUAACU